Messenger RNA from Melampsora larici-populina 98AG31, 345 nucleotides. RefSeq lists its product as uncharacterized. Bases 1 to 345 code for a protein of 114 amino acids. The transcript has a single exon. The record is from RefSeq and is a predicted model, not a curated record. NCBI's taxonomy places the organism in Eukaryota, Fungi, Basidiomycota, Pucciniomycetes, Pucciniales, Melampsoraceae.
AUGUCUGCACCAACUUUCACAUCUGGUGAGAAGGGCAAGUCGCCCGAUUCUUCGUUAGCACCGUCAUCUGCCUCUAGACCAGCUGGUCGUCGAACCGAAUCUUUGAUUCAAACUGAAAGCAAAGUAUUGCCAUCCUUGCAAUAUUCGAAUGAGUGUUUAGAGGCAACUGGAGUUAAGCCAUUAGAAGCUCCUGGCCCAGAAUCAAACUACCAUCAAUGUCAGUUUGUAAUGGGGACAAUAAUCAGAGGAUCAAGUUUUGGUUAUGUACUUCGGGAAAAUCAACUGGUACCUCUUCCUGCAUCUGAGGAACAUGAUCGAUGCAAAGUAUCUGCAUUGAUACUUUGA